GUCUGUGGUGAUAGUGCCCCUCUUGAGAGGUUGCAGGUCAGCACUCGUUGAUAUCACCUCUGGCUCUGAUUCUGUCACGUCCAUUUCCAAUGACAAUAGCAUAACACCAAUCAAGAAUGAUAAGAAAUGACACUUAUCAAUUCCAACCUCGAAUCCAACUCCAGCCCGUGAGAGUGGCUCGCAUAAUAACAUUGACAAGCUAUGUCGUGCAGAAGACAAAAGGUGUCGACACCAUUUUGAUUCCAUCUCAGGCAUCCUCAGUGACAUGGCCAAGUCACCGGCAUGUCCUCGCCAUUUCCCAAGUCCUCCUCGAGCCCCGGCAGGGGCCACAUCACCGUCAAGCUCCUCCCGCACCGCAUCUCUGCCCUUGAGAGCAUCACAUACCAGUAUCCGCUGAAACUCAUUUCGCCGCAUCCGACCUCGGCUGGCGCAAACCAGCCCAGCGUCCUCGUCUUCCUGCUCUCCUAUGGCGGCGGGCUCGUCGGCGGCGACCAGGUCGACCUUUCGGUGACCGUGCAUGAGAAAGCACGCCUGAGCAUCGUCACACAAGGCCACACCAAGGUGUUCAACUCGAUCAAGCCGGAGAUCGUGACGCGGCAGUCUAUGACCGUAGAGAUCCGCGCCGGUGCCGCGCUGUGCCUCCUGCCGGACCCCGUGCAACCUUUUGAGCGCAGCGUGUACGAGCAGACACAGAUCUUCCGGCUGAAAGGAGAAGGUGCCUCGCUCGUGCUUCUCGACUGGGUCACGCAGGGCCGCCUGGCUAGGGGCGAGGACUGGAGUCUGACGCACUGGUCCGGGAGGAACGAGGUCUGGAUCGCCGCGGAUGACCUGAAUCCUACCGGGACUGCCGAUGGCAGUCAUGUCCCCACAGAGAGGCUUCUUGUCAGGGACUCCAUCACGCUCGACGGUGUCCCUGGACCUGCGCAGGGGCAGACGCUCAAGAAUCAAUUGCACGGAAACGCUGUGAUAGGAACUCUGGUGUUGAGAGGUCCCCUGACCAGCGCACUUGGAGAAUUCUUCCUCAAAGAGUUUGAGCUCUUGCCAAGGCUGGGAUCUCGAGAUUUUGAGAGGAAGAAGGCGAUUACUACAGAUCUCGAGCAUUGGCGGGUGAGACGCUUGCAGCACGAGAAACUGAACGCCGUGCUGUGGUCAGCGGCAAGAGUUCGUGGGUGCGUCGUGGUCAAAUUUGGCGCGGCCAGUGUCGAAGCUGGAAGGGAGUGGAUAGGAGCAAUGCUCCUGCAUGAAGGGAGUGUUGAGUCCGCGUUUGGAGCGCAAGCCCUGAUGUGCUUGCGUUGAUUUCAGAUGCAGCAAAUCAUAGACACAAGAAGCACUCUCGUUCUCAUUUAUUGCAAUAU
This is a messenger RNA of Microdochium trichocladiopsis, 1355 nucleotides long. RefSeq names its product urease accessory protein UreD. Lineage: Eukaryota; Fungi; Ascomycota; Sordariomycetes; Xylariales; Microdochiaceae. The transcript has a single exon. The record is from RefSeq and is a predicted model, not a curated record. Gene Ontology annotation, molecular function: nickel cation binding. The coding region runs from base 283 to 1296 and encodes 337 amino acids.